AUGGAAACAACAUCAACAGUGGUAUCAUCACUAUCAUCGGGAUGGUUCCAAUUAUCAAUCUGGAAUCUCUUGAUGGUAAUUGUGGGAUUAUUUGCCCUCUUGCUAAUUCUUCAUACCAUUUCCUUCUUGAAAACCUAUAUUAAAUUCAAGGAUACUCCAGGUUAUGUCAGCUUUUUACCAGCUGUGUUAGAUGCACUUGUAAAGAAGAGAAUUUACGUACACAAUCAAUAUGAAUGUACUUUGGAAGCAUUCAAGAAGAAUCCAAAUGCCAAAGUGGUUAAGGUUCAAAUGGGUGGCAGUUGUCAAAUUCUUGUUGCCAGAGAUCAAGCUUUAAUCAAGGAAAUUCUUGUGAAAAAGUACAAGACAAUUUCCAAAGGAGAAAGUUUGGCACCAGUUGGUCUAUUUGGACCAAACAUGUUCUCUGCAGAUUCUUCAAAUCCACUUUGGAAAAAGCAUAGAACUAUGGCUAAUCCAAUCUUUAGUAGCAGUUCUCACUUGAAGAAUGUAUUUAGAGUUACUUUGGAAGAAACUAAGAAAAUGUUAAACUUUUGGAAGUCAAUUUAUGGAAGUGAAACAGAUGGAUCUAUUAGAAAGGUCAAUGUUACCAAUGAAUUUAAAUCCAUCACUUUGAAUGUUAUUAACAGAGUUGCCUUUGAUUAUGAUGUUGGAAUUUUUGAUAAUGGAGCCAAGUAUAGAGAUGAAUUGCACGAUUGGGUUACUGACUUGUUGACUGGUUUAAUCUAUACCUUUGUAAUGCCAAAGUUUCUGUUUGAAUAUGCUCCAUUUGGAAUUUUCAAGAGAUUUAGAGAUGCCAAGGAAAGAUUCAAAGUAGCUACCUUGACUAUGAUUGAUAAGAAACAAAAGGAAAUGGAUUCUAAUGAAUUCAUUCAAAAGGAUGAUGAAGAUUUACUUACCUUGUUAUUGAAAUCAUCAGCAGCUGCCAGUAGUGAAGAUGAAAAAUUGUCAAGAGAUGAAUUGUUAUCUGCAAUUUUUAUAGUAUUCUUUGCUGGAUUCGAGACAAGUUCUGCCUCUCUCAAUUUCAUGUUAAGAAUGCUUGCCAAGAAUCAACAAUUCCAAGAUGAAGUUGUCAGAGAAAUUGACCAAGAAAUUAAACAUGCUGAUGAUAUUUCCUUUGAACUCAUUACCAACAAGUUGCCUCUCCUCACUUCAUUCAUCAAGGAAGUACUCAGAACCAAGACACCAGUCGGUGGUGGUGCCAGAGUUAUCAAUAGUAAGAAGGGAGAUUUCAUCAAUGGAGUUCAUUAUCCUCAAGGAACCUCUGUAACCAUCUCUUACUUUUCACAACAUUAUUAUGCAAAGGAAGGACACGAUGACUUUGAUCCAUACAGAUUCAUGGAUAAGAAGAGUACAAGUACUGCAGCUGCUACUUCUGAUGAAGUUGGUGAGAAUGAAACUGGAGAAACAUAUGGAAAAGGACCUAUGGGAGAGUUGAAUAUUGAUUUCGGAAGUGAUGGUAUUCUUCCAUUCUCGAUUGGACCAAGAGAUUGCAUUGGUAAGAGAAUGGCCUUGUUGGAGAUGAAGUUAAUUCUUGUCUUUUUGUUGAAGAAUUAUAGACUAAAGGUACCUAAAGGUCUGGAAGAAGCACAAGAUGCCGUUCCAGAAACUUAUAUUGUUACUAGAACAGUCUUUGAACCAUACCUCAUUGACUUUGAAACAAGACAAUAA
Molecule: messenger RNA, 1686 nt
Organism: Naegleria gruberi
Lineage: Eukaryota; Heterolobosea; Eutetramitea; Acrasida; Naegleriidae
Exons: 1
Coding region: 1-1686 (561 amino acids)
Molecular function (GO): heme binding; monooxygenase activity; oxidoreductase activity, acting on paired donors, with incorporation or reduction of molecular oxygen
Source: RefSeq, a predicted model, not a curated record